UAAAAAGCUGGUGGAGGAAACGGACGGAGCGCGGCAGCCGAGCCGAGCAGCCAGUCCACCGGACCGGAGAGACGGACGACCCGUGCGAGGAGAUUCGCGGCCUUUAAAAUGGACGACGAGAGCGACCAGGAGACCUCGACGAUCGAGGACGACUAUUACACGUUCCUGAACAUCCCGAGAAACGCCAGUCCCGAGGACAUCAGCAAUGCGUACCGCAGACUCAGUAGACUCUACCAUCCGGACAAGCACACGGACCCGACGCUUAAGAAGGAAGCGGAGAUCCUUUUCAAUCGCACGAAGAAAGCUUACGAAGUGUUGAACGAUCCGCAUCAGAGGGCGAUUUACGACUCGCUCGGGAUCCGCGGAUUGGAGACGGAAGGAUGGGAGAUUGUGCAGCGUACGAAAACGCCUCAGGAGAUUCGCGAGGAGUACGAGAGGCUGGCGAGGGAGAGGGAGGAGAGACGGCUGGAGCAGCACACUAAUCCCAAAGGCACUGUAACGGUAAACAUCAAUGCCACCGAUCUUUUCAGUAGAUACGAUGAGGAUUACAGCGACGAUUACAACGACGGCGGACUGUUUUCGUGCAUCGAAGUCAGCGGGAUGUCGUUCGCGCAGUCCAUCGAGGCGCCCCUCACCCUGAGGGACACCGUGACCAUGUCCGGCCAGCUCGGGACCCAAAACGGCACGGGUUCCGGGUCGAUCAACGUCUCGGCGAAACGGCUGAUAUCCUCGAAGGGCUGGGUCGAGGUCGAGGUCGGGGCCGGCAACGGCCCGACGUUCUCCCUCAAGGCGUUUCGCACGUUGACGAAACGAUUGUUUUGCGACGGGGCGACGAUACUGCAAUUCACGUCGCACGGCGUGAAGGCCGGCUACGUUGGGACUCUUGCGAUGCAGCUGGAUAAACACACGGUGGGAUACCUCACGUACAGAGCCGGCAUUCAGGACGCCAUGAGCACCAUGAUCGUGAGAGACACGUCCCGAUCGUACACGGCGUUUUCUAUACAUUUCGGACUUUUACAUUCUUUCGUCAGCCUUAACUAUACCUAUAAGAUGGAAGAGAAGCAACUCAAGCUUCGCGGUAGUGUCAAAGCCGGAACGUUCGGCGCGUUUCUCGAGUACGGCGCGGAAAAGAAGGUCUCCAAGCACAGCUCGGUCUCGGCGGCGGUACGCAUCGGCGUGCCGACUGGCGUCACGUUGAAACUUAGACUGAGCCGCGCCUCGCAGGCGUACACGUUCCCCAUCCACCUGUGCGACGAGGUUCUUCCAGCUCCGGUCUUUUACGCCACCGUGGCGCCCAUAAUCACGUGGACGGUCAUCAAGAAGCUCAUAAUCGAUCCCGUCGUGAAGGAGCGGACGGAGCGCGAGAAGGAGAAGCAGAAGGAGCUGAACAAGUCCAGAAUGAUGGAGAAGCAGAGGGAGGCGAAAGCGGCCACCGAACUGAUGAAGGAAACGGUCAGUAGGAUAAGAACCGAGGAGGAAUCCAAGAAAGGACUAAUCAUCACCAAGGCACUGUACGGUCGGUUCGUCUAUCCCCAAGAUCGCUCCACCACGGAAGAAAGCGGACACAGAGACGAAAUGAUAGACGUAACAAUCCCUUUGCAAUGCUUAGUCAAGGACUCCAAACUGAUUCUUCACAAGGCAUCUAAGAGCCAACUGCCUGGAUUUUACGAUCCAUGUGUGGGAGAUGACAAACAGCUUUUGGUACAGUAUCUCUUCCAUACUCAAACGCAUGAAUGCGUUAUACAGGAUGAUGUACCUCUCAGGAUACCAGUUUCGUCACACAAGGUGAACACUACUUGACAUACAGAUUCGACAAUGAAACCAAAAACCAGUCGUCGGAGUUCCCGUCAAUGAUCAACGUUACUUCGGUGUAGAUUUGUUCAUUUUUAGAAAUUUAAUUUUACAUAAAAAGGACACGAGAAAAUAUUAAGUGUUCGUUGAUCCUCAAACUUUGUACAUUAAUGUCCGUUUUCAGUAAAAUGAUAUUUUAUUAUUUGAAAAUUAAUUAUAGAAUAAUAUUUUAAGUAUGUUAAGUGUCCCGCAGAGAAGUUUUGCGGGAGGAGUAUUCUAUAGAAGAAGAGAAAAAAAAAUAGAAUAGAUCCUAUAUAGAUGUUCAGUUGUGCUCGCGAAGCCAUGAAUCGUGAGCUGCACUGAGAUGUAACUCACUUUGCUCAUUGAAGUCGUAUCCCAAA
Wasmannia auropunctata (little fire ant) is the source of this 2192-nucleotide messenger RNA. Its product is annotated as dnaJ homolog subfamily C member 11. NCBI's taxonomy places the organism in Eukaryota, Metazoa, Arthropoda, Insecta, Hymenoptera, Formicidae. The record is from RefSeq and is a predicted model, not a curated record. Gene Ontology annotation, biological process: cristae formation. The coding region runs from base 109 to 1800 and encodes 563 amino acids. The transcript has 8 exons.